ACCCUGACGAUCCUUCCUUGACGACUUGCAGGUGACUUCUCUUCUCUAGAUUUUAUACAUGUAGCCUUGUACCUUUGAGUUUUUAAUGAAAGAACUAGAUCUGUUUCAGUGAUGCUGCUGAUUUUUUGGACUGAAUAUUCAGUUAGAGUUUGGAGUUGGAGUUUUAAGCCAGAGAAAGCAGGUCUAUGACAUUUGAGGGAUUCCUCAGGUACAUGGAGUCCAAAGACUGCUGCGUGUUCGACCAGACCCAUGCUUCAGUGUACCAAGACAUGGAUCAGCCUCUCACCAGCUACUUCAUCUCCUCAUCACACAACACCUACCUGACUGGGGAUCAGCUAGUAGGAAAAAGCCACUUGGAUGCCUAUGUUUGUGCUCUGAGGAAAGGCUGUCGCUGUCUGGAGAUUGACUGCUGGGAUGGGCCAGAUAUGGAGCCUGUAGUCUACCAUGGCCACACCCUGACCACAAAGAUACUCUUUAAGGACGUCAUCACCACUGUGGAGCAACAUGCCUUUGAGGUGUCUGCUUACCCAGUGAUCCUGUCGUUGGAAAACCAUUGCUCCCGGGAGCAGCAGGAGGUCAUGGCCCAGUAUCUCAUCUCUAUCCUGGGGGAGAAGCUGCUGAGCGCUCCCUUGGAUCACCCAACCACUGGAGACCUCCCAAGUCCAAAUAAGAAGAAGAUAGUGGUGGCCGAGGCUUUAUCUGACCUUGUCAUAUACACCAGGUCUGUCAAGUUCAUCAGCUUCAGUCAGUCUAAGGAUAAUCAGAACUACUAUGAGAACACGUCUAUGGGAGAGAAGAAGGCACGCAAGCUAGCCAAAGCCUCAGGUACAGAUUUUGUUCAGCAUAACCAGAAGUUCCUCAGCAGGAUUUACCCGGCAGGCUCGAGGACAUCUUCGUCCAACUACAACCCUCAGGAAUUUUGGAACGUUGGCUCACAGCUCGUGGCUCUCAAUUUCCAGUCUCUGGGUUUGCCUAUGGACCUUAAUGAUGGCCGUUUCCAGGACAACGGGGGCUGUGGAUACAUCCUGAAGCCGGCAGUGCUCAUGUCCAGUCAGAGGAGCUUUGAUCCGGGCUGUAGCCAGCACAGACUAAAACCAACACACCUGCUGCUCAAGGUAAUCAAUGGGUCCAACCUACCUGUCCCCAGGAGUGGCAAAGCUCUGGACCCCUUUGUCAGAGUGGAGACUCAUGGGAUUGCAUCUGACUCCCGCAGAAAAAACACACAUACCGUCAAAAACAAUUCUCUGAAUCCUCACUGGGAUGCUGACAUGAACUUCAGCAUCAGCGUCCCCGAGCUCUGCCUCAUCCGCUUCUGUGUCCGAGAUCAGACCGGCCUCCUCAGCAGUGAGUUCGUGGGCCAGUACACUCUGCCCUUCACCAGCCUGAAGAAAGGCUACCGCUGGGUGCCUCUGCAGUCCCGAGACGGAUGCAGCCUGGAUCCAGCCUCCCUCUUCGUCUUUGUCUGGUAUUCCUAAAAACAGCUCUCGAUAUCAGACUC
This is a messenger RNA of Xiphias gladius (swordfish), 1498 nucleotides long. Its product is annotated as 1-phosphatidylinositol 4,5-bisphosphate phosphodiesterase zeta-1-like. Gene Ontology annotation, cellular component: nucleus. Gene Ontology annotation, biological process: positive regulation of cytosolic calcium ion concentration involved in egg activation; lipid metabolic process; intracellular signal transduction. Bases 186 to 1475 code for a protein of 429 amino acids. The transcript has 10 exons. NCBI's taxonomy places the organism in Eukaryota, Metazoa, Chordata, Actinopteri, Istiophoriformes, Xiphiidae. The record is from RefSeq and is a predicted model, not a curated record. Gene Ontology annotation, molecular function: phosphatidylinositol-4,5-bisphosphate phospholipase C activity.